Molecule: messenger RNA, 7404 nt
Organism: Pungitius pungitius (ninespine stickleback)
Lineage: Eukaryota; Metazoa; Chordata; Actinopteri; Perciformes; Gasterosteidae
Product: synaptotagmin-2-like
Exons: 10
Coding region: 402-1700 (432 amino acids)
Biological process (GO): synaptic vesicle endocytosis; calcium ion-regulated exocytosis of neurotransmitter; cellular response to calcium ion
Cellular component (GO): synaptic vesicle membrane; axon; exocytic vesicle
Molecular function (GO): syntaxin binding; clathrin binding; calcium ion binding
Source: RefSeq, a predicted model, not a curated record
CAGUGUGUGUGUGCGUGUGUGUGUAGUUUUUUUUUAUCCCUCCCCUGAGCAGAUCUUUAUCAAUUUGUGUACUCCAGUCCUAGGGUGCAUUUGAAUGGGUAUCUGUGUGUGCAUAUGUGGCAGAGUUUACAGGAGGACAGGGUGAAGGUGUGUCCAGAGGGCUGCAUUCGACUCCUGACUUAUUCGUUCUGAAACUGGAAAUAAGAGAAAGUAAGAGAAGAUUGAUUAUUUUUCUCUCUAUCUCAAAGUGUGUCGGAGCCAGUGGAGAAGGGGGAGAGCUCGGUGACAAGAGGAGAGCGACCAGCACAGAAGAGCUUCUGAUUGACAACAUUCUCACUGUGAUAACCCCCGGCUACUUUUCAAAGGAAUCUACAUUUGGCUGGACUGUGUGUGCAGCCUAAAUGACGAAGUGGAACUUGUUCAAGCAUCAGACAACGCCCAUGGUAGUCGCCAACCCAACGGGGGCCAGUGCCUUGACUGUGACCCCUGCCCCCGUCGCUUUGGUCUCCACCGACAACUCCACCGAACCGGUCGACAAGAACGACGCCUUCGACGAGAUCAAAAACAAGUUCCUGAAUGAAAUCGACAAGAUCCCACUGCCGUCCUGGGCCAUCAUUGCCAUUGCCGUGGUCGCUGCUUUACUCAUUCUAACAUGCUGCUUCUGCAUCAUCAAGAAAUGCUGUUGCAAGAAGAAGAAGAACAAGAAGGGCAAGAAGGGGAAGGGUGAAAUGGGAAUGAAGAACCUGAAAGGGGGAGAGAAACAACAGGAUGAAGAUGACGAAGAAGACGACGUGGAACCCGGGCUCACCGGAGACGAGAAAGAGGAGGAGGUGAAGGAGAAAGAGAAGCUCGGCAAGCUGCAGUACUCCAUCGAUUACGACUUCCAGGAGAACAAGCUGACUGUGGGAAUCCUGCAAGCAGCUGAUCUGCUCUCCAUGGACAGCGGCGGCACCUCUGACCCCUACGUCAAGGUGUUCGUCCUCCCCGACAAGAAGAAGAAGUACGACACAAAGGUCCACAAGAAAACGCUCAACCCCACCUUCAACGAGACCUUUACCUUCAAGAUUCCAUUCCAAGAGAUGGGAGGGAAGACUCUGGUCAUGUCAGUCUAUGACUUUGAUCGCUUCUCUAAACACGACGUCAUCGGAGAGAUUAAGAUACCCAUGAACACCCUGGACCUGGCAAAGCCAAUAGAGGAGUGGAAGGACCUGGACAGCGCGGACCAGGAAGAGCCGGAGAAGCUGGGGGACAUUUGCAUCUCUCUGCGUUACGUCCCGACUGCUGGCAAACUUACCAUCUGUAUUCUGGAGGCCAAGAACCUGAAGAAAAUGGACGUGGGAGGACUGUCAGAUCCCUACGUGAAAAUUAACCUGCUGCAGAAUGGAAAGAGGCUGAAGAAGAAGAAGACGACAGUGAAGAAGAACACUUUGAAUCCGUACUAUAAUGAGUCUUUCAGCUUUGAGAUUCCUAUUGAUCAAAUGCAGAAAAUCCUAGCCGUGAUCACGGUGCUGGAUUAUGACAAGAUUGGCAAGAACGAUGCCAUCGGGAAGAUCCUGGUGGGAAGCAAGAGCACAGGGGCCGGGCUGAAACACUGGUCCGACAUGCUGGCCAACCCCCGCCGCCCCAUCGCCCAGUGGCAUCCACUGCAGCCCGAGGAGGAGGUGGAUGCCGCCCUCGCAGCGCUGAAUGCCAAGAAGUAAACCCCCCCUCCCCUCCCCCUCCCCCCCCCCCCCCCCCCGCCAUCGUCCCCACCUCCACCUUACCCACCCACUCCCCAUCAUAUCCCCAGGUCCCACAUAUCAGUGUAUAUUCCAGAAGAACGCCCCAGCUGUACAUCCGCUCCCUCCGUCACCACCUCCUCCUCCUCCUCCUCCUCCUUCCCCAACCCACCUCCUCUCUUGAAAAGAUCCAUCGAUAUCACUCAACAUGAUGGGAAAUAUAGUUUCAAAAAAAAAAAAAAAAAAAGCAUCAUGUGAAAUGAAAUCAUGUCAUUGAAAAAAGAAGACAAGUUACUGGAUGGACAGAUACUCCGUUGAUUUCCUUUAGAUCUAUUUUUGUAUUGGGGUUGUGGUUCCAUUAAUAAGAAUACAGAGUAGACUGCGAAAGCCAGUGAGGGUGCUACGUGGGAACGUGGGUGGUAGAGGGGAUAAGACAUGCACUCACCCACAUCGUACUUCUCAGCCCUUCCCUUUAGUGACACGGUUUGCUUAGAGUAGUGCUUAAUAAUAAAAUGCUUUAUACUGCCAUAUGAUAGAGAAAUAACACAAGCAGGUCCAUUCCUUAGGUGUAUCGUGCACCAUGUUCCACACCUGCCAGUUGUCAUACAAGGUGAUUCUGUUAGUUUGAAGUACAUUCCUAGAGUUGGGUAGCGAGUAGGGAUAGGCACACGUCCAGUUACCCACAAACACACUGCCUUUUUUUUUUUGAUUAGUUGACCUUCCGUCCAUCGUCUCAGGAAAACUGAGAGGAAAACUGAAACUCCAUGCCUUUUUUUCUAAACGGGUUCUCAUUAUUCAAAUACUCCACGUGAUGAAGAGGAACCAUUGGAUUGAAAAGCUUGAGCGCUUGUUUGUCUCCCCCCCCCGGUUAACAUAGGUCAGGACAUAGUGUUGGUGGAUCUGUGAGAUGCUACGUUAGGGAACAGGGAGCGGUGGGUUUUUUUGGUUUUUAAAAAAAAAAGAAGAAAAAAAAAGUGAGGGUAUUUUGAUAUUUUUUGACAGUGCGAGGUGGCGGCGAAAGCAAGGAAAUAUCAGAGCGGUUACAACAGAGACUGAUUCCAACCACCAAUGGCAUGAUAUUUACAAGGUGUCGAUUACUGCCCCGCAGUCUACCACCACCCCCCCCCCCCCCCCUCCGAUUCUGUAUCUCACUUGUUGUGCUACUGCCAUCAGUCAUGGACUUGAUACAAGGGUUUUACUCCAAAGGAAUCCCUAUAACCGUCUUACAGUCAUAAAGGAGACAAGCCUUCAAAGUAACAAAAUAAGCAAUUUUCAACUACCAGGGACGCCUUCCAGUUAGCGGUGUUGUUCUCUUCAUUUCUCUCUCCUUUUAUUAAUCCAGUUUCAUUUGAUUUUACUUCAAAUACUUUGAUUCCUUGUGCACUUUAAAUCCAAAUGUUGUGUUUAAGUUCCCUUGGAAACCAGAGCUUUAAUUGUUUAUGUUGUUGAUAACGGCUGGUUUUAAGAAGGAAGCGCAUUUUGUAAUCAGUUUUUUGUUGUUGUUGUUGUUGCUUUGUUUGGGCUCAGCUUUUUGUUGUGUGUGUGUGUUUUGAUUGUUUGAAUAUUACGACUCUCACUUGAUUGCAAGGAUAUGGUCUGGAAGAAGGUUCCGUGUGUAUUUCACACACAGCACACCAAACCGUUGAAUUGAAUUGCACUACUGGGUAUCAUUCUGUUCUGUGGUGACUCAACACUGUUCUUCGAUCCACGCAGGUCUCUUUGGUUAGUUAAUAAAGUGUGUUGUGAGAUUGAAUCUUGUCUGUGGCACGCGCACGGCGCCGUGCACCGAAGAGCCCUCUGAAAGGGACGCGAUCCAAUGCUCCCUCUGCCUCCUUUACACAAUGCAAUCGGCUCAGUGUGUUUCUAAAUUAUAAUCAAAGAGGCGUUAUGAGGUCAAACUUUUACCUCGGACGAAUUCCAAACUGUUUGUUUGACCCUAAUUUGCCACAACUACCCAUUGACUGUGCCAGAAAGUGCAAAGUCAACGUGAAUCAAACGUACACAGUACUACAGUGUUUGGGGAAUUUAAUGAAUGUUGGCUCUUGUCUCUUUCUCUGUUGGAAAUUGUGAUUUUUUUUUUUUUUAUAACCAACAUAGACCAUAGAUCAGAUUUUUCCGUCUUUCUUCUCACACGAUAUUGUUUCCUUCGUUGAUGAAGCAGCACUAAAGAAAAGGCGACAUGGAAGCAAUCAAACAACCCAUUGGUGUGUAGUUUUGCCUAUAUACAUAGUUCAUACACGUUGAUACUGCAUGUUUAUACAAAAUACUGUACAUAGCAGCAUGUUUUAGAGACCAAGCAAAAAUAUCUCGUGUACGUAAGUGGAUGUCAUUUGUCAUUUUAAUAACACAAACGAAAGGGGAAAAAAAGACACACUGUAUAUUUUCUAAAUGAAACAAAUGUGUAUUUUUUUUUUCAACGAGGGUCAUUGGAGAGAAUGUCAUACAAAUAUUAGAGUACUAUUACUAAUAACAAACCUUUCCACGCCUGAAAAUCUAAAGCAAGUGUGUCGUCCAGUACUGUGUGUGAGUUCAUGUAGGAUGAAAAUGUAGCCGCAUGCUUGCUAUAUACUUCCUUGUGAUCAAAACUUUUAUUUGGUGCCAUUUUUCUGCCAAGUUGUUUCGAAGGCCAAUGUUUUACUGAAUUUUAACGCUGUUGCUUUUUUUUUUUCUUUGUCUUGCUAAGAAAUAUGUUUGAAUUUUUUCUAUGUUGGGCCUGAGGGGGGGGUCUCCAAGUCUUUAAUAUGACUUUUUUUUUCAAACACAUUUAGCGCAGUGUUAUUCUGGAAUAACUUGUUAGAUGGAGAUUAAAUAUUCCUGCAAUCUCUAGGUGGAUUGUGGGAGUUGUUCUUUGUGCCAGAGGUCAAGUCUGUUGGAUCAUAUCAUUGUAUGAAAUGAAUUUCCAGUUGCCAAAAGAUGAAAUAUCCCAUUCCAGUGCACACAGAUGACUUGGAAUCCCUUCUUCUCUCAGUUUAUACGUUCACUUCUACCGUAUUUAAAUGACCUGAAACCUUUCACGGCUGUGUCUCUUUUACUGUGUUUAUUAUACAAUACGUGUAUGUGUAUACGAGACAAAUGAAUAAGACAAAACUAAAGCCAUAAAACUCAUGCACUAACGCUGAGUAGCUAGUUUAUUUAUGAAGAAACAAAAAAAAAUCUUGACAUGUCUUAUUUUUCCUUGGCCAGUGUUUCUCUUUUACAUUCCGUUCAGAGGUCUUUGUUCAUCAAAAGGGCCAAAUCCACUUUUGUGUAUAUGUGAGCUUUGGGAACAGUUGUGAGUUUAAUAGAGUGAGUGUGUCUUUUUCUACUUUCAAAGCUGUUGACGUCCUUGUUUCCUAGAGGUAGCUGAAUUUACAGUAUUGUGAUUAGUAACGUAUAUGCCUUGUUUUGAUAGUAUGGAUACUAGAUAUACAAUCACAAUAGGUUCUCAAUAAUACUGCUAAAUUAAAAGUAUAUAUAUAUAUAUAUAAAUAUAUAUAGUGAGAGAGAGAGAGAGUGUGUUCUUUUCUUGGGCUGAGUGCAAUGAACCUGACUGGGUCCCUAUUCCAAGUUUCUCUUCUCAUGGUUUAACAGCGGUCUGUACUAGUGACCACGAGUGCAAUCAAUAACCCCCCAGCUGGCCAGCACACUGGCGGGUUUCCGUUGGUUUGUUUCGCAUGUCGCUCAAGCAACUAAAACUUGUAGUUACAUAUCCAACAAUCACACAGCAAAAUAGAGAGAAACUUUAAACAGCGGCACCCAGGUUUUAGGCCUGAAUCCCUCCCAUAGAACUAUGCAUAGAUUUAUGAUUUUCACAGAGAAAUAGCAGAAAGUAUAUAGAAAAUAUGGAAACCCAUAUAAUGUUGUUAACAGUAUAUGCCCUUAAAGGAGCAGUUUGAGUUUUGGGAAGUACGCUAGUUCGCUUUCCUGCAGUGUGAGAGGAGAAGAUUGAUACCACUGUUGAAUCUGUGCUCUAAUCUUGGAGCUGGAGCCCGUAGACGGUUAGCUUAGCUUAGCACAAAGACUGGAAACGGGCCUAAACAGCUAGCCUGGCUCCGUCUGCGCUGCUGUUAAGCUAAGGUAAGGUCCUGGCUCUAGCUUCAUACCUAAAGGAUAAACGUGUGUCAAUCUUCUUAUCCAACUCAAAAGAAAAGAAAAAAGAAAGCGAGUUCGCCUUUUUCACAAAACGUUGAAUUUUAACGUCCAACCUGCCGCCAGUCAUCAGUCCGGGCAACAAUCUUAAAUGUGAUGUGCAACGCUGCACAUUGUCUAAAGCAAUAUUAUAGUUAUCAACUGUCCCCUUAUCGUUUCUGAUUGUGACCAAACGACGCAAAGAGUCAAAUACAAGAUUUCAGUGUGUUUCACAAAAUACUGCCAGAACCUGCUUACAGUGGCCUGCGUUCGCCGUUUCAAUCUACAAAAAGCCAAAAUAAGAAUUCACGUAGAAGCAAACAGAACGCAUCAGAGGACGAGGCAAAUGUAAUUACAGGUCGAAUUUAUAGCACAUUUUAAGGGAUUUGUUUCCUUUCACUGCUUGGGUCACUGCAGUCACAUGACAUCCACGUUCUAUGGGGGCGAGAGACUGGGGGCGCUGUGUGUUGCGCUUUGUGUUCGUAGUAGAAACCGAUGAAGCGUAGGCCCAACACAGCACUAGCAUCGAUAAAUACCACACACAAGACGUAGCUCAUUCCGUAAUGUACGCCUUUGUGCGUGGGGCCGGGAUGCUCAAAAACGACUUCCCACGCGACGCUCCGGGCCGCGUCCGUGUCGUGCCACCUUUUUACGCACGAGGCCGCAGCUGAGGUCACGCGCCGCUUCGGAGCGGUUUUGGUUUUGUCUGUCUGUCCUUCAACAAACGCUGGGAUUUAAAAAGGGAAAACGUCCGAAGUUCAGUAAAUCAUUCACCGCCCUGUCGCAUCUCAGCGGGCAGAGACCCCACUCUGGGACGUGUUGUCUUGUCUCCUCUAUUACUCACUGUAUUUCUUCUUUGUAUUCUUGUGUACACGUGUAACCAUCGCCUCUGUCUUUAUUUGUUGUUUUUUUUCCGUGAUGUAACCCGCUAACGUAGAACUGUGUUUGAACCCACGCCAGAAUCACUUUUUGCUUUGUUGUUUUCGCGUCUCUGUCCCGUUUGUGUGUGAAAACCAGCUACGUACCGUCACUUUCGCUGCUGGUGAAGCAGGCUCGUCGACUCUCUCCACUGGAUCUGCUUCCCCCCCCCCCGCUGAGCGCAAAGGAUGCCGGCCUUCAUGUUUACAUGGAAAUACUGUAUACUGCCGAACAUGCAGGACCGUACCAAACCCUCCUCUCGAGCGCUUAGUCCCCCCCCCCUCUCGUCCCCCGAUGCAACUGUGCUCUCAAGACUCUUUUUUUAAUUUUUAUCUUUAUCUUUCUCCCCUCUUUCUCUUCUCGGUCAUCUUUUUAAAGAGUCGGGGGACAGUCAGGAUGUGUCCUCUCGCUGUGUUUCUUCGUGUCUAGUGUCGUGGUGCGCGUGUUCAUGUCAGUACUUGUGCCUACUGUGGAUCGCAUGCUUUAGCCCUUGACUGGACACAAACGUUGCUCACAAACUCCUCUUGACCCUUGUGUGGACAAACGUUGGGGGUCCUUAUAAAGUUAUCAAGGGAACCAAAUAACUUAUUACAAAUUUAUCAUAUGUGUUACCAGUUCUGUAAAAAAAAACAAAUAGGAAAUAAAGGCCUUUUAAUUACCA